ACUACAACGAUUAGAGUACUGUAAUCCAGUACUAGGCAACUCCACCUACCUUCGGGUGGGCAGAGCGCAGUGAGGUCACAGCGAACUUUCUGAGUGAGCACGCUGCGCUGCUGAAGUUAUAAUCGCACGUGGAGAAAUGUCUAAACCUCUGUUAGGAAAGUCUGAGAGUGACCAGAGUUACUCAGAGCUGAGUGGUAUGACUGUUGGGAUAUUGGGAAGUGGAGACUUUGCCCGUUCUUUAGCGACAUGCCUUGUGUGCUCUGGGUUUAAGGUGGUGGUUGGGAGCCGGAAUCCAAAAAUAAGCGUGGCCCUGUUUCCUGCUACAGCUGAAGUCACUACGCAAGAAAACGCUGUAAACAAGACGGAUGUCAUCUUCGUGGCAGUGUUUCGGGAGCACUACUCUACGCUGUGUGAUCUAAAGGAGGCUCUUGUGGGUAAAAUACUGGUCGAUGUCAGUAACAAUACAGAGCUGAACCACCAUCAUGAAUCAAAUGCAGAGUACCUGGCCUCACUGUUCCCGAAAUGUAUGGUCGUGAAGGGAUUUAACGUUAUAUCAGCCUGGGCUUUGCAGUCAGGUCCAAAAGAUGGUAACAAGCAGGUCCUGGUCUGCAGUGAUAACAAAGAGGCCAGAGGUACAGUGUGUCAGAUUGCACGCAGCAUGGGGUUCAUCCCUGUGGAUAUGGGCUCACUGUCGUCUGCCAGAGAGAUUGAAAACAUCCCUCUGCGCCUCUUCCCAUCCUGGAAGACCCCACUGAUGCUCUCCCUGGGUCUCUUUGUGUUCUUCUAUGCCUAUAACUUCACCAGAAGGGUGAUCCAUCCUUACGUAACCAAGGGGGAGAACUGUUUUUACAAAAUGCCAAUUGAACUUGUUAACGUCACGCUGCCCUGUGUGGCCUACGUAAUGCUUUCCCUGGUUUACUUGCCUGGAGUCCUGGCAGCCUUUCUGCAGCUACGAUACGGCACCAAGUACAGGCGCUUCCCAGGCUGGCUGGACCAGUGGCUGAAGCACAGGAAGCAAAUCGGCCUGCUGAGCUUUCUGUCGGCUGCACUGCAUGCUGUGUACAGUCUGUGCCUCCCAAUGCGGAGAUCCGCUCGCUAUCUGCUGUUGAAUGCAGCCUUUAGACAGGUUAAGGAUGGUGUAGAGAAUGCCUGGAUGGAGGAGGGGGUCUGGAGGAUGGAACUUUACAUCUCCUUGGGAAUUCUGGCCCUGGCUGCUCUUUCCCUGCUAGCAGUCGCCUCACUGCCCUCUGUUGGGAAUUCCCUUAACUGGAGAGAGUUUAGCUUCAUUCAAUCCAAACUGGGAUACACUGCCUUGGUAAUAGCCACACUCCACACACUAACCUUUGGGUGGAAAAAAGCCUUUGACCAAAGCCAGUACAAGUUCUACCUGCCUCCAACAUUCACACUUGCUUUGGUUGUUCCUUUUGCUGUCCUGCUUUGUAAAGUGGGCCUGCAGUUACCCUGUGUGAAUACAAGGCUGACACAGAUCCGAAGAGGUUGGGAAAAGGGACGAUUCGUCAGGUUCCAGUUAUCUGAGGAGUCAGGUCUUUGCACUGAGAACUUCAGCAAUGAGGACACAAGCAAUGUGUGACAGAAACAGUGCGUGCUAAACACACAGACACAGACACACACACACUGUUACUGCAUACUUCUACUCUCCCCUAAAACUCUCAAUUUAAGUAGUAGUUGGGCUGUCUGCUGUAUUAACUUUGAUAUCUAGGUCAAAAACACUGAAAUGACUUUGCUGUACACCAUGCUGCAAGGCAAAAAAAUAUUACACUUUCAUUGUACAAUCUAAUGUAACGCAACAUAUCUCAAGUUUCCAUGACAGAAUAUUGCUAAUCCCUUACAAAGGUAGUAAACUAAGCAGGCCUUCCUCCUCAUUGAACCAGUUGAGGUGGAAAUGCAGUUCCCAAAGAAUUACAACUGAUUUCCCAAAGAAUUACAAUUGAUUUUCCAAAGAAUUACAAUUGAUUUUCCGAAGGUCAAUGUACGGAUAUUAAAUUACCUCAAUUUGUGUUAUAACUCAUUAUUGUUUCGUUAUACAAAUCAGCCUGAGCUUUAACAUCAAGCUGCAGUGUACAUUAUUGACCAUGACAUUUCAGCUACAAACAGGUCGCUUUUUUAUUUUUAUAUACAUGCAUUGUUCACUUGAAGAUGUGGCAUUCUUUGAUUUUUAUCUUGCACACAUAAUGCAUUUACCAGCAAUAAUCUAAAGAAAAUCCACACUGAUCAAAUCAAGAAUACUUAACUUUAUAUAAAAUACAUGGAGAACUUAAUUAUAAGUCUGGCAGUAUUAAA
Messenger RNA from Acipenser ruthenus (sterlet), 2301 nucleotides. Its product is annotated as metalloreductase STEAP3-like. The transcript has 5 exons. Bases 137 to 1591 code for a protein of 484 amino acids. Gene Ontology annotation, molecular function: ferric-chelate reductase (NADPH) activity; cupric reductase (NADH) activity. Gene Ontology annotation, cellular component: plasma membrane; endosome. NCBI's taxonomy places the organism in Eukaryota, Metazoa, Chordata, Actinopteri, Acipenseriformes, Acipenseridae. The record is from RefSeq and is a predicted model, not a curated record. Gene Ontology annotation, biological process: copper ion import.